Messenger RNA from Fukomys damarensis (Damara mole-rat), 568 nucleotides. RefSeq names its product ribosomal protein L35a (gene Rpl35a). The record is from RefSeq and is a predicted model, not a curated record. NCBI's taxonomy places the organism in Eukaryota, Metazoa, Chordata, Mammalia, Rodentia, Bathyergidae. Gene Ontology annotation, cellular component: cytosolic large ribosomal subunit; ribosome. Bases 192 to 524 code for a protein of 110 amino acids. Gene Ontology annotation, biological process: ribosomal large subunit biogenesis; cytoplasmic translation. The transcript is spliced from 5 exons. Gene Ontology annotation, molecular function: structural constituent of ribosome.
GGGUCUGUUUUCCCAUAUACCGCGGCGAGGGCCUGGGGCGUCUCGGAGAUUCUACCAUCCAGUGAUUUCCGUGCAUUCCAAGAGCAUGGAGGACGGGAUGGGGGAGAUGCAAAGCAGAUAGUGCUGUAUCCCUCACGCCGGGAGAACCGAGUGCCCGGGUCUGCUGGGAACAGGACUUCUGAAAGGCAAAUAUGUCUGGAAGACUGUGGUGCAAGGCCAUUUUUGCUGGCUAUAAGCGAGGUCUCCGGAACCAAAGGGAACACACAGCUCUUCUUAAAAUUGAAGGUGUUUAUGCCCGCGAUGAAACUGAAUUCUACUUGGGCAAGAGAUGUGCUUAUGUGUACAAAGCGAAAAACAACACAGUUACUCCAGGUGGCAAACCAAACAAAACCAGAGUGAUCUGGGGAAAGGUAACUCGAGCCCAUGGAAACAGCGGCAUGGUUCGUGCCAAGUUCCGAAGCAACCUUCCUGCUAAGGCCAUUGGACACCGAAUCCGUGUGAUGCUGUAUCCAUCAAGGAUUUAAACUAAUGAUAAAAUAAAAAUGGAUUUAUGCUCUUGUAUUUUUUA